AUGGGUGUGCAAGAGGACCUCAACGCCCUCAAGAAACAGAGGGGAAUUGCUAAAGGAAAGUUCACCAGGAAGGUAACUCUAUGUAAAGAAGGAAUAGACAGAGGUGAUGAUCUAUUAGUGUUGAAGACUAACUAUGAGGAAGUAAUAGAAGCAUUUAAGUGUUUAGUGUGUAAGAAUGAUGAACUGAUACAAUUUAUAUCUGAUAAUGAGGAUAAAUUAGAAAAUAAAAACCUGGGAGAAGAGGCUGAACAAUAUAUUUUAGAUAGUGAAAGAUUAAAGAAUGAACUGUGUGCUAAGAUAUUCAUGACAAAGAGUGAGGAGAAGGCAACAGACAAACCAAAGGUUAAGGUAAAGAGAUUUGAACCUCCCAAGUUUGAAGGUAAUUUAAGAGAAUAUCCUACAUUUAAAGAGGAUUAUAAGAACUUGGUUCAAAGUGAAUAUGGUACUGAUCCAUAUGCACUCAAAAUGUGUUUAGGUGGGGAGGCACUCCAGACAGUAAAGGGCUCGGAAGGUAAUUACAAUGAAAUGUUUAAGCGGUUGGAUGACAAAUUUGGUAACCCAAGGAAAAUUGUAGACUUGGUGAUAAGUGAUCUCAAAUCUCUGAGGAAGAUAUCAGAUGGUGAUACUAAAGGGUUUGUUAAAAUGGUUGAUCAGGUUGAACAAUGUUGGUUAGAUUUAAAAAGGGUAAAUCUAUCUGAUGAACUCAACACAGCUAAUGUUGUUAGCCAUAUUGAGAAAAUUCUGCCUUCACUACAAAAAAGAGAAUGGGUAAUUAAAGCAAGUGAUAUCUCGGUCACUGGUGAAUUGUUUUCUGAGCUGUUGGGUUUCUUGCAGAAAGAAAGGAAGGUUUUAGAGUACAUGAAUUCAAAUGUAAGAACUAGUACUAGUGAUUGUAGAGCAACAGUACAUCAUGUUGAAAAUGUGGUCGAAAACAAUUCGGAGUCAGAGUUGGUUAAGCUGAUGGGAAAAUUGAAUGAAGAACAACAGAGCAAGAAUAGAGAAUUUGAGUCAUGCAUUGUAAAGUUGAAUGAAAUGAUAAAGGGUAUUAAAUACAAGGAGAACAAUAUAAGUAUGGGUUGUUUAUUACACAAUUCAGAGAGUCAUGAUAUAACAAAUUGUUUCAAGUUCAAGGACUGUAAUAGCAAAGAAAGAUUUGAUGUGAUUAAGAGGAAUGGUAUAUGUUUUAGGUGUUUAAAGGGAUAUCAUUCAGCACGUGGGUGUAAAGUAGGCAAAUUGUGUGAUGUAGUAAUUGAAGGCCAAGGAUCAUGUAAUCGGAAUCAUCAUCCACUUUUGCAUCAAGACAGAAUAGAAAGCAGUUCUCACAAUGCAGUAAUGGAGAAGAGAGGCAAAGCUUUGUUGAAUAUUAGUACGGUGCAUAGUAAAAAUCUGCCCAUCACUAUAUUGUGGGAUCCGGGUUCAGAUACUUCUUUAAUUACUUAUAGGAUGGCCAAGAAGUUAGGAUUGAGUGGAAAGGAUGUAAAUUUAUCUCUGGUCAAGGUAGGCAACACGAUUGAAUAUCAAUCAAGUAAAACAUACUGUGUACCAUUAACUGAUAAGAAUGGUAAAGUUUGGAAUGUGGAUGCUGUCGGUAUGAAUGAAAUAUCUUCCAAAAUCAAAAGGAUUGAUUUGUCCAGAUUACCUGAACUUUUUGUAAGAAUCUCGAACGUAGAGGUGGAUCUCCCAUAUGGGGAAAUUGAUAUGCUCAUCGGUACAGAUUGUUGUGAAAUACUGCCAAGGGUUGUUGAAGACAAUAAGGGCAUUCAGUUACUGGAAAAUCAAUUUGGGUUCAGCAUUCGAGGUAGACAUGACAAGAUUACCAAUGGAUCUAACACCAGCAAUCAUAUACUUGUGAGAACUCACAAACUGUCUAGUCUCGUAGAUUUGAAGGAAAGUAACAUAGAGUCAACAGAUAGCUUAAAGACUAAAUUGGAUAAAUUCUUUGCCAUGGAGGAAAUGGGAACAAAAUGUAAGCCACAGUGUAUAAAGUGUAUGUGUCGAGGAUGUCCUGAACCUAAUUGCAUAAAUUUAAAAGAAGAACGAGAACUAGCAUUGAUUGAGGAAGGAUUGUUAUAUAAUGAGGAGCAGAAAUGCUGGUUAGCAAAGUAUCCAUGGCUAAGGGAUCCAAUGCAUUUGAAAGACAAUAUUAAAGUAGCUAAUGCUAGAUUAAAAACAACAGAGAAUAGAUUGAAGAAACUGGGCAAUGAAUAUGCCAUGAAGUAUCAGAGAGAGAUAGAAGAUAUGAUUCAUAGGGGAGUGGCGAGGAAAUCAACUAAGGAAGAGAUACGAGAAUAUAAGGGGCCAGACAUCCUGAACAGCUUACUGGGAGUUUUAUUUGGGUUUAGACAGAAUAAUAUAGCUAUAGCAGGCGACAUAGCUAAAAUGUACCAUACUGUCAAGCUCAGCACAAUGGAUGAACAUACACACAGAUUUUUAUGGAGGGAUUUGGAUGACAAGAAACCACCUGAUCAGUAUGCUCUUACCACAGUAACGUUUGGAGAUAAGCCUAGUGGUACCAUAGCUACGCUAGCGUUGAGACACACUGUAGAGAAAUUUGGCAAGGAAUAUCCAGAUGUGCAAGAUAUGAUUAUUAAUAAUACUUAUGUUGAUGACAUACUAUAUUCCACUGAUACCGUUGAGAAUGCAUUCAAGUUAAUACAGGAUGCGGAGAAGAUAUUGUCUCAGGGAAGUUUCAGAGUUAAACAUUGGAUUGUCAGUGGGCAUUAUGAAAGCUGCAAGGUCAAUGUGAUAAAAUCUGACCAUGAGAAGAUCUUAGGAUUGAAAUGGAACCCGUUGGAGGAUCAUUUUUUCUUUACGGUAAAACUUAAAUUUUCUUCAAGAAUAAGAAAGGUCAGAAGUGGUCCAAAUUUAAAUUCAGAUGAAAUUGAUGAUAAAUUUCCAGAACAUUUAACACGCAGAAUGCUAUUGAGUCAAAUUGCAUCAAUAUAUGAUCCAUUAGGGUUUGCUGUACCAGUAUUGCUCAAAGCUAAAAUUUUGAUGAGACUCGUGAUUUCCAAAGGUGAAUCGAAAGAUGGCGGAAUCAAGUGGGAUAAUCCACUUGAUGUUACAAGCAUGCAAAUUGGUGAAGAUGAAUUUGAGUCACAUCUGAUAGCAGCUAGAAAUAAGAUUGCACCAAUAAAGCAAAUGUCCAUUCCUAGGUUAGAACUAUGUGCAGCUCUUAUGGCUGCUAGAUUAAGAGAAUCUAUAUUAAAGGAGUUUACAUGGAAGUUUGAGGUAAUUUACCACAUAGUUGACUCAUCAAUUGUAAGAUCACAAAUCCAAAAGGAGAGUCACGGAUUCAAUACCUUUGUUGCAGUAUGCAUAGCAGAGAUAAAAAUCAAAACUGACCCAAAGGAAUGGUGGUGGGUCGAUUCAACACAGAAUAUCGCCGACAUGACCUCAAGACCAUGCAAAUCAGAGAAAAUUGGGAGAGAGUCUGACUGGCAAAAUGGACCCAAGUUUUUAACUUUACCAACUAAUAGAUGGCCCAUCAGUUCAAGGGAUUACAGAUGCAGAGACAUUAUGGGUCAAAGAAGUGCAAAAGAGCAUGACUGA
Messenger RNA from Penaeus chinensis, 3552 nucleotides. RefSeq lists its product as uncharacterized. NCBI's taxonomy places the organism in Eukaryota, Metazoa, Arthropoda, Malacostraca, Decapoda, Penaeidae. The transcript has 3 exons. Bases 1 to 3552 code for a protein of 1183 amino acids. The record is from RefSeq and is a predicted model, not a curated record.